AUGAUAAGCCGACUACGUUCAUGGAUGACAUGGUCAUGGACAUACUUAUGGGCGUUAUGGUUUUUGUUAGUUAUUGCACUAAUAUAUAUUCUGCGUGGCCCUCUUCAUAUUAUUGAAUCUUUGGAAACUGCUUCAACUUACUUUAAUAAUUUGACCCCAAAAUUUUAUGUUGCAUUGACUGGAACGUCAAGCUUAGUGUCUGGUAUUAUUUUGAUCUUCGAAUGGUGGUAUUUUAAAAACAAUUCCGGUGAUAAUGGUUUGGGUAGCGAAGAUGGUAGUGAUAACGAAGAUGGUGGGGAAUCGACAAGCCGAAGUGUUCCAGAAUGCAAAGUUUGGCGAAACCCUACAGCUUUAUUCCGGGGUGCAGAAUAUCAGAGAUUUACGAAAAUGACAGGGAAAGAGCCACUUACUUAUUAUGAUAUGAAUUUAUCGGCUCAAGAUCAUCAGAAUUUCUUUACAUGCGAAGGUGAUGCCGGUAAGCAAGAUUACGAAAGUAAGUACAUCUUAUUGUUUUAAAU
Messenger RNA from Thelazia callipaeda (thelaziosis nematode), 518 nucleotides. NCBI's taxonomy places the organism in Eukaryota, Metazoa, Nematoda, Chromadorea, Rhabditida, Thelaziidae. The record is from the annotation of a GenBank genome assembly.